GGACUGAUUCCCUGGCAGCAAGUUUGUGAGCAGGGUGAAAGCAGUAACCCCCACCAGGACUGCGACUGCCUCUGACAGGAGCAAGGGAGUCAUGGCUGGGACGAGGCACACAGUAAACUUCUGGGGGAGCCAGUGAGGCUCCAUUUUUUGUCCUGUUCCAGCUCCUUGUCCUCAAGGCCACAGGUACUGGUGGCCGUGAAUCACGCCACCACCCAGGGUUCCAGCUUCCCUGGUACUUUCCGUUGGUGGUGCUGGUUGCAGCUUUAUCCAGAGAAAAUGCCCGGAUGCAACUGUGAUUCUACCGCACCACCCUUCCGUGCCAGCCACUGGCUCUGUGUCCCAGCAGCUCUAUGGUCCAAGCCUCAGUUUCCCCGUCUGUUACUAGGGCAUAAUGGCUCCCACCAUGCCCGGCUCAUAGAAUGUUAAAAGGCUUUGGGAGCUAACGACUGAACGCCGGAGGCUGAAGGGGACUCUGGAAGGACAGCCGGGUUACCGCAGGCUGACGGGAGAGCGAGGCCGGGGUAGGCCUCUCAGUGCCGCCCGCCCUGCCGCGUCCUGCCCUGUGGGGCGGCGGAAGGAGACGCGGGGACGGCAAGCUGUCAGUUUCACUCUCUAUGCCAUGUUUCGCCAGCCAAUGGGCUGGGGCACUCGGCCGCAGGUCACACAGCCUAUUUCCUGUUUUCAAACAGGGAACUUCGCAAGCGGCAGCCACUGGGCUGGUCGCCAGAGCUUGGAGCAGAGAUCCGGAAGGGCGAUGUGACACCUGCCCGGACCCCCGGACUCACGCGGGGCCCAGAGACCUCAGUGGUUGCAGGGGCCCCUGCCCCAGCAUAGCCCUAGGAAACAUGCGGAAAAUGCAGAGUCCAGGGGCCACCCACCCCCCAGCCUGUCUUUGGGGACUCUCUUGUGUUGGGAGCCAGGAAAUCUGCUUUUGAACAAGCCCCGGCACCCCCAUCCCACCUCGCCAGGGGCCCCUGACGCCGCCCAGGUGGGGAGCGCCCGCCGUGGCAAGGCAGCUAGGUGAGUGUCCAGCCUUCCCCCCAUCCCACCUCGCCAGGGGCCCCUGACGCCGCCCAGGUGGGGAGCGCCCGCCGUGGCAAGGCAGCUAGAGGGGCUGACUGAGGCGAGUGCACAGGAGUGCCCACGGGAAACACCGGGCCCCCGAGAACGCCCGCCACCAAGAGUCUGCAAGCCUCGCAGCAUGGCGAGCCCGGAGCAGCCUGGACAGGACCCCGGCUGGACAGGACCCACAGCCCAGGGCACGGCAAGGGCCGAGCAGGAUGCGGCAGCCACUGGCCCGGACCUCCCACGUCCAAGACCUGAAGGACACCUAGGUGCCCACGGCGGCCCGAGCUCCAACUCCAGCAUGACCACGCGAGAGCUGCAGGACUACUGGCAGAACGAGAAGUGCCGCUGGAAGCGCGUCAAGCUGCUCUUCGAGAUCGCGUCGGCCCGCAUCGAGGAGAGAAAGAUCUCCAAGUUUGUGAUGUACCAGAUCGUCGUCGUCCAGACCGGCAGCUUCGACAGCAGCAAGGCUGUCCUGGAACGGCGCUAUUCGGACUUCGAGAGGCUCCAGAAGGCCCUGCUCAAGACUUUCCGCGAGGAGAUCGAGGACGUGGUCUUCCCCAGGAAGCGCCUGGUGGGGAACUUCACGGAGGAGGCGAUCUGCGAGCGCAGGCUGGCCCUCGAGGAGUACCUGGGCCUGCUCUACGCCAUCCGCUGCGUGCGCCGCUCCAGCCAGUUCGUGGACUUCCUCACGCGGCCCGAGCUGAGCGAGGCCUUCGGCUGCCUGCGGGCCGGCCAGUACGCCAGGGCCCUGGACGUCCUGGUGCGCGUGGUGCCCCUGCAGGAGAAGCUGACGGCCCACUGCCCCGCGGCGGUGGUCCCGGCCCUCUGCGCCAUGCUGGUGUGCCACCGCGACCUGGAGCGCCCGGCCGAGGCCUUCUCGGCCGGCGAGAGGGCCCUGCAGCGCCUGCAGGCCCGGGAGGGCCAUCGCUACUACGCGCCCCUGCUGGACGCCAUGGUCAGCCUGGCCUACGUGCUGGGCAGGGACUUCGUGUCUCUGCAGGAGAGGCUGGAGGACACCCAGCUCCGGAGGCCCAGCCACUGCGGCGUCACCCUGAAGGAACUUGCCGUGCGAGAGUAUCUGUGAUGAGCCAGCCCGGCCCUCUCGCGGGGCAGCUGCAGACCUGGGGGCAAUCAGCAGGCUGUUGGGGGUCACUUUUAAUGGGAAGAGCCACUGGGGACUCUACGUUGCUGGGUGACUUUGGACGAGCCCCUCGUCUGGCCGGCUGUUUCCCCGUCUGUGUUGAACAGAGGUGCUCCUGGGACUCUUUGGAAGCCUCCACUGUGUCCUUGUCCCCCUUAACACCAGGGCCACUCCAUCACAAAACCACAGACCCAGCUGCCACAACACUGGGCAGGAACAGCGCCCUCGCCAGCGUUUCCGUAGAAGCCGGAGGAGAGGUUUGCACUGCACGUUGCACACAAAGCACGACCCGCUCCUUGCAGAAAGCUCUCCCCUGCUGUCCUGGUCUUUUCUCUCUGUUCCUCUCGUCUCAACGUUGCUCACAAAUAUUUCUGCGCAUGAUCCUAGUAUCAUCCUAAUACUCGAGCUCUUCCUCUUUAGCAAGUAGACGCAGCGCAGCGAAGCACAGGCUGGCCCACUGCCCGCAGGAACAGCCUCUCCUCAGGCACUCGCAGCAGGAGCUGCGUCGUCCUUGGCCGGGUAGGAGGCCCUGGGCUGGGCAGCGACGGUGCCGUAAGGUUUUAUGAGGCAGGUGUCUUUAGCGAGGGAGUUUCCGACUCUUUCUCUGGCUGGGAUGACACCACGCGCUGCCUGGGGGUGGUUACCACAGAAGGUGGCUUCCCGGGUCCGCAGACACAGCCCUGCAGGGGGCAAAGCAGGGCACUCAAGGGUCCGGUGGGUAGAAAAGAGACUGAAUCCUCAGCUCCGCCUCUUUUCAGGGUCAGAGUUCUCAGAACCUGUCCGAUGGACCGGGAUGCCCUCGCCCGGGCGCUGCUGUCAGGAAAGGGCCCAGAGUGAAGGGGGCUGGGAUUGAGCACAGUCUCAGUGACUGAGGUGGGACACAGGGCUUGGAGGUGACAGUACGGGCUAGUGUGGGCCCAUCUGUGUGAAGCUCUAAGCCCCCAAAGACUCAAGCAUCAGGGUGAGCUUAUUAGAGUGAACUAAGCAGACUAUGACUUGGGAACCGCGAUGUGGGGCGCCCUCUAAGGGCGGAAUCCAGCCCCGCAAGGGUCACCACAGCCCUGACCGUGCAGGUGCCAGACUGCACCGGAAUGUGUCCGACAGUGACACUUUGUGGUCACAAUGGUAGUGGCCCCAUCAGGCUCUGUCCUAGUGGCUACAAACAGUCUGUCUUGGGACAAAGACACCCCUCAAGUCUCUCAGCUUACUCCAAGGGAAAGAUGCUUUAAGUGGAGACACUGAAUUUACUGAAAAGCUGGGUGUAUGGAAAAUUAAAAUGUCUAAUGAAAAAAUUAAA
Messenger RNA from Microcebus murinus (gray mouse lemur), 3506 nucleotides. NCBI's taxonomy places the organism in Eukaryota, Metazoa, Chordata, Mammalia, Primates, Cheirogaleidae. The record is from RefSeq and is a predicted model, not a curated record.